Messenger RNA from Salvelinus sp. IW2-2015, 1874 nucleotides. The record is from RefSeq and is a predicted model, not a curated record. Lineage: Eukaryota; Metazoa; Chordata; Actinopteri; Salmoniformes; Salmonidae.
UCUGUAUGUUGGGGAUGAAGCUCCUUCAAAUCGUCCUUGGCCGUCUCAGUGGUGUCCUGUGCUACAGUACGGUUUGGAGGCACAUGAGAAAGUGUUAGGUUAUAAUUGACCUGCUGAUGACAACUGACAGUAUCAGAAGAGAAUCCCAAGAAGACAGCUGGCUCCUUCCUUAGACACAAUUUUAGAAAUGAGCUCCUUUCCCUGAACACAGCAGGGAAAUAACUAUCCUAACCCUCUGAGUGAAACUGGCAUCAGUGUGCUGCUGACAGUGCUGUCCCUGUCCCCUUGCUGGGCUUGAACUAGUGGUCCUCUGGUCGCAAACACACGUGACCGCCAAACCAGUUGUGCUGUAGAAAAGGAUCCAAUUCGAUAGCGCCAUUGACGCCAUUUCAAGCUAGCUGUGGAGUGAGCUUACGGCACAUUCUUAAUUGUUACACGAGGAAGCACAAUGUUACCUCUCAUUCAUCGAAGUCAAUUCUGUUUGGUAAAGAAUUGCUAUUGGUGUUCAAUUGCUGUUCAAAUGAAAAAAAGUUGUCAAGAGUGCAUAAAUAUUUGCAAGUGUAUUGUAUAUUCUCUGUGUUGAGUUAAUUACAUUGUUGUAUUGUCGUUUCUUUCCAAAGGGGUCUGAAGCAAACAAGAGGCCARGAUGUCUGAGAAAAAAAUGGCAUCGAGUCGCAAGCAUCAUCUGAAGAGCUUGAUGCUCCAGAUUGCUAAGGGCUUGCUAGAUGCAGAGGCCAUAGAGGCAGUGGAAGAGAAGAAAAUGUACAUGGAUGAGAACUGCGCUGCAUUGGACAUGCCUGGGUCAUUGGCGGAACUGCAGGAACUGUGCAAGACAAUUCAUCACCAGAUUGAUAAAGUGGAUGAAGAGAGAUAUGACCUGGCAGGCAAAGUGGGCAAGUGUGACAAAGAGAUUGAGGAUUUGAGGAUUAAAGUGAUUGAGUUCCAAGGCAUGAAGAAGCCAGCUCUGAAGAAAGUACGUAUGUCUGCUGACUCCAUGCUCCAGGCACUGCUGGGCUCCAAGCACAAGGUGUCUAUGGAUUUUAGAGCCAACCUGAAAGAAGUGAAGAAGGAAGUCAAAGAGGAGGACAAAGAUGCAGUUGGUGACUGGCGUAAGAACAUUGAUGACAAGGCAGGCAUGGACGGCAGAAAGAAGAUGUUUGAGGCCGCAUAAACGCUGUGGCACGACUCAGUCCCAUUUCACCUGCCUUUCUCUGUGUCCUAAUAAUAAGUCAGUUGUUGUCAGCCAUGGCUGUAUUUUGUGUUGGAUAUAUAAAGUGGUAUUGUGGUUAAGUCAGAURUGGAUUUGUAUGACCAUGUUGUCGACUGAGAUAAUUACCCUUUUCACAGCAACUUGAACAUAUUUUGAAGAACACUUACUGUAUGAAGAAAUGUACUUAAGUAUAUAUGACUGAAUAUUAAAUAAAUAUUUGAACGUUUACAACUGGAAUAGCWUUUUUAUUUUGCUUGCAUUUCUUUUAGGGUUUUGUGAUUAAAAAAAAGAGAACACGACUUAUGCAGUUACCUACUUGAUUUGGGUAUGAGUAGCACACUAUUCAAUGUUAUUCAAUAGCAGAUAGCAAUUAGAAGCUAGAUGUAAAAAAAAAAAAAAUGUAACGACUGAAGGACUUUAAUCUUAGGACAUCAUUUCUUAGAACAUGUCACACACACCAAAAGGUAUAAGCUCUGUAUAUUCUCUCUCUCUCUGCUGAAUCCUGCUGUAAUUAUGACUCCUAGAAUUGGUAGCAUCUCUUUCUUGUUUGGGAUUCUUGUGCAUGGAAACUGAUACCAACAUAUUUAGGCUAGGAUUUAAUCAAUUGUAGAUUUAAUCAAUUGUUCAAUACUAAUACUAAUACAAAAAUAUAAACACUAAUUUU